Molecule: messenger RNA, 398 nt
Organism: Hymenoscyphus albidus
Lineage: Eukaryota; Fungi; Ascomycota; Leotiomycetes; Helotiales; Helotiaceae
Source: the annotation of a GenBank genome assembly
AUGGCCUGUUGGCCACGACGGAGAUGUAUGAUCUCCAAAGAGGAGAUGAUGACAAUAGGUGAAGAUUCUUCAGUCGUGUAUCCCAUGUCGAAGUUAAUUAGUUUUUCAGGAAGAGGGAGGGAUAUUUCCAACGGUGAUGUCGCCUCGGAUGAAUCGUUGGUCGAAAUCGAGUCCUCUAGGGCAUCAGAACUCGUGUCCAAAGUCUCCUCGGAUAAAUUGUUUGUGGAACUCUAGUCGUCUAGGGUAGUAAAACUCAUAUUCAAAGUUGGCUCGUUGACGAUCUGGCCAGUGGGAGGACCAUGGCGCUCCAAAACAACCAAGUUCCUUUUAGCUAUGAUUCAUUAGAAGAUAUCCAGAGUGCGGCUUCUUCCACUGUACUUGCAAUCAAUGCUUUCUAA